AACUGGAGGACAACCAUCAUUAGAGGCUAGUGGAUGGAAUAAGGAGGUACAUGAGAAAACUGACAUUGCAGUUGCUGAUUUUUGGUACUUCAACAACAUUGCAUUCAAUGUGGCAGAGAAUGCUUAUUGGUUGAAUUUGGUGACUGCUAUGACAGUUUCAGGAAAGGGGUACAAGGCCCCUUCUCGCAGGGAUUUGAGUGGGAGGUUGCUCACAAAUGCAGUUGCUAGGGCAAGAGAAGUGAUGGAGGAUCAAAAAAUUGAUUGGGCAAAUUAUGGCUGCACCAUUCUUUCUGAUGGGUGGACAGAUGGCAAGAACCGCACCAUCAUCAAUUUUUUGGUCGCUUGCAAGGACAAUGUAGUGUUCUUGAAAUCUGUCGAUGCCUCCAACAAGGUGAAAAAUGCAGAAACAUUGGCUGGAAUGUUGGAGCGUGUCAUCAUGGAGGUGGGGGUAGAGAAUGUGGUGCAAAUCAUCACAGAUAAUGCAGCAGCAUAUGUGUCAGCAGGAAGAAUCCUCCAAGAGAGGCACCCCACUCUUUUUUGGACACCUUGUGCAGCACAUGUCCUUGACCUUCUUUUGGAGGACAUAGGAAAACUUGAGUGGGUGACUCCAGUUGUGGAAGAUGCAAGGAGGAUCACCAAAUAUAUCUACAAUCACCCUUGGGUCCUAAAUUUGAUGAGACAACACACGCAAGGGAAAGAUUUGGUGAGAGUUGGUGUCACAAGGUUUGCAACGAUUUUCUUGACGUUGCAAAGCAUUCUUGCUGCAUUGACUUCUUUGAAACAAAUGUUUGUGAGUGGAGAAUGGCUUAACUCACCUUAUUCAAAGAAGCCUGAAGGAGAGGUUGUCGCAUGCAUAGUCUUCGACAACCAAUUUGCACAAAGGGCUGCAGAGAUUGUGAAGGUGUCAGAGCCCUUGGUUCGAGUUCUUCGCUUGGUGGAUGGGGAUAAAACCCCAAUGGGAUAUCUUUAUGAGGCCAUGGAUAGGGCCAAAGAGUCUAUCAAAAAUUACUACAAGGGGGAUAGGCUCAAAUUUGAUCCCAUUUGGGAAAUUGUCGAUAGGAGGUGGAACAAUCAACUCCACCAACCCAUUCAUGCAGCAGGGUACUUCCUCAACCCUCGUUUUAGGUUCGGGGGUUCUUACUCAGAUUCGAAUGGAGAAGUCAUGGAGGGCCUCAGUACAUGCAUUGAGAGGAUGGUACCUGAUGUUGAGGAGAGAGACCUCAUUGUGAGUGAGCUCCAAAAUUAUGAGGGAGGAAGGGGUAAGCUAUUCUCUUUAGAGCUAGCUAGGAGAGGAAGAACCACUCAAACCCCAGAUGCUUGGUGGCAAAAUUGGGGUGGAAACACCCCACAUCUCAAAAAAUUUGCCCUCAGAGUCUUAUGUCAGCCUUGCAGUUCAUCCAAUUGUGAGCGCAAUUGGAGCUUGUUUGAAGCAAUCCACACGAAGAAGAGGAGCAAGUUAGCGCAAAAACGGCUCAAUGACCUUGUCUACGUGCAAUAUAAUCUUCGAUUGCGCGUAAAGAAGGUAGAGGAACUAGAAGGUGGUCCAAUUGACUUGGAUGAUAUAGAUCCUUACAGUGAUUGGACAUCACAGGAGCAGCCUCCAUUGUUUUCCGACACUGACAUCACUGAUUUGGAGAGGCAGGCUAUGGAGGAGGGGGGUGGAUUUGGUUUCAGGCUGGAUGACAUUGAGGAGGAUGAGGAUGAGGAUGAGGAUGAGGAUUCAUUGCCAGUGCCAGAGGCAGGUGGAGACAUAGCUUCAUCCAGGAUGGAGGAUGAGUCUCAAUCAACCAUACCAAGCGAGGAGGCACAGUCACGCCCAGUCCCACAGCAGACUUAUACGACUAGACAGUCUAGACCCUCUAGUUCUACCUCUCCCCAUGUUUUUGCUAGAGCUGGGAAGAGGAAGUUGUAAUUGUAAUUUGUGAUGAUGUAUUUACUUUUGGUUUUACAAAAACUAUUUAGUAAUUUACUAUUUUGCUUCAGGCUUCCAGCCAUCAGCAUUCCUCAUGAGGAUGCGAUUUUGUAGACACUUUGCAUUUAAAUAUAUCUAGAAUCAGCUUGUUUCUUUUGUGUUAUCAUUUAUUGACUCAUUGGAUGCAUCUUCUCAUUAAAAAUUGCAAAAAAAAUGCGUUUUUUACUAAGUUUAAGUGUGUUUUUAAGUUGCCGAGUUUUUCGCCGAGUUUUUCCGAGUUUUUCCCGAGUUUUCGCCGAGUUUUUUUCCCAGGGGCUUGGCGAGUCGAGCCGAGUCGC
Molecule: messenger RNA, 2250 nt
Organism: Cryptomeria japonica (Japanese cedar)
Lineage: Eukaryota; Viridiplantae; Streptophyta; Pinopsida; Cupressales; Cupressaceae
Exons: 5
Coding region: 149-1912 (587 amino acids)
Molecular function (GO): protein dimerization activity
Source: RefSeq, a predicted model, not a curated record